Drosophila hydei is the source of this 692-nucleotide messenger RNA. RefSeq lists its product as uncharacterized. NCBI's taxonomy places the organism in Eukaryota, Metazoa, Arthropoda, Insecta, Diptera, Drosophilidae. The coding region runs from base 71 to 589 and encodes 172 amino acids. The transcript is spliced from 3 exons. The record is from RefSeq and is a predicted model, not a curated record.
UCCAAGUGCGUGCCUGUUUUAAGUGUCUACAUCUGUAACGAAUGAAAUUAUAUUAAACAAUAUCCUGAAAAUGAACUCGAAACUUAUUAUUUUUAUUGCGUUUAUAUGCAUUGGUUUGCUCUUAGAAACUGGAGCAGUAACUGAAAAACGCUCCUGUUUCAAUUGUAUUGAAACAUUUAAGAAUGCAUCGAAUGCCACCAGCAAACAUAUCGACAACACGAAGAUCAAAGUCAAUGAAACCAAGAAUUUCAUGAGAAAAUUAAAGUUCACUAAUCCUGAGGAUUUCGUAUUAUCUGGAGUACAAAUGUUCACUAACAACUCCGAGUGGAAAUUAUCAAUGAAGCCUCGAGUGUCACGUAUCAAGCACCCACUCAGCUCAUUCAUAAACCGUUUUAAGCAUAAACUGGACUUCCUUCACAAGAAGAAACCCCUCAAAUUGGAUAAGCCCCAAGAGAAACAAUAUUAUAUGAUUUUCAAGGAGAAGCUUCAUAUGGUGCUCUACGACAAACACUUUUCGCCCAAGCUAAGCGUCGUUAAGCUAAUGUACACCAUAGUCGAGGGGUUUUGGAAUCCAAACUUGAUUCGGUAAGCUAAGGUCAAAUUUCCAUUCAAGUUAAUCAAAAUCACAAUGAGUUGGUCUUUGAUGAAUAAGAGUUGAUCGAAUGAGGGACAUAUGUUAAUGCAGUUUGGAA